AUGGCGACCCUCGAGCGCCCCGUCGAGCGCGCAGCAAGCGACUCGCCCGUCCUCGCACAACGCUCCACUUUCUCUCCCAGCGCCAUCCCCUCGCCUUUCCCCGAACACGAACUCCCUCGCGGGCGUCCAGCGGGGCCGGGGCCGGUUCUCGCGCGCCAGCAGGCGGUUGCGGCGGGCGAGCAGGAGCAUAGCGAGUCGAGGUCUCGUGGAGGUACGAGGAGGAGCCUGAGCAGGGUUGUCGAUCGGGUCAAGAGGGCUAUGAGCGCGAGCAGGGAUAGGCAGGGCGAGCAGGAGAGGGGGCGGAGAAUGAGCGCAGACACCGUCCCGACUGUCGAAGAACCUCGCGGUCGCUCUCCCCUCUCUGCUUUCCGCCCUCGAUCCCUCUCUCGCGGCCCUUCAGCUCGCAGCAUGCACACCGUCAACGAAGAAGGCUCGACCGUCGCAGCCUCGAUGUACCCGCUCUCCAAGUCACAGACAAGGUCGUCCUCUCGCGGACGAGCGCCGCCUGGCGGAAAGAUCUUUUCGACUGGUCGAGGAGGGGCAGGGAACUUGAUUGGUGUCUCGCCGAACGAAGACAUGCGCGAGUUUGACGGCGAGGAGGACCCGAACGUCGUGCGGCUGGUGAGGGAGGACCGAAGCAGGUCGCGGGAGCGAGACGGGCGAGUUGAAGUUGCGACGACUGGCCGCGGCGGGCGCGGGAACAUGCGGAGCUCGAGUCGGGGGCGCGAUCUCGAGCUUGGGAGGGUCCCGACUGUCAUGGAGGAGCAGGAGCGGGCGGAUAGGGAGGACGACGAGCUGCGGCUGCAGGAGCUCCUCAAGAAGCGGGAGCGCGAGCCGGGCCAGUUUGUCAGCACAGGGCGAGGCGGCGCGGGCAAUAUUUCGUUCUUCCGCCGAAAUACGACCGACGCCGUUUCCUAG
This is a messenger RNA of Rhodotorula toruloides NP11, 918 nucleotides long. RefSeq lists its product as uncharacterized. The transcript has 3 exons. The record is from RefSeq and is a predicted model, not a curated record. NCBI's taxonomy places the organism in Eukaryota, Fungi, Basidiomycota, Microbotryomycetes, Sporidiobolales, Sporidiobolaceae. The coding region runs from base 1 to 918 and encodes 305 amino acids.